Molecule: messenger RNA, 3837 nt
Organism: Plasmodium knowlesi strain H
Lineage: Eukaryota; Apicomplexa; Aconoidasida; Haemosporida; Plasmodiidae
Product: conserved Plasmodium protein, unknown function
Exons: 5
Coding region: 1-3837 (1278 amino acids)
Biological process (GO): mRNA 3'-end processing by stem-loop binding and cleavage
Cellular component (GO): mRNA cleavage and polyadenylation specificity factor complex
Molecular function (GO): RNA binding
Source: RefSeq, a predicted model, not a curated record
AUGAUUUUGGAGAUCGUCCCCCUGUACAGUCACAAGUUUUACAGCACACUGCUGAUAAUUAAAAACUUGGAUGCUUCCAAUAGGGGCUGUAAGUUGAGUGAACUUUUGCAGGAUGGCGAUAAAGAGGGAAUAGUCUGUGAAGACCCCGGGGUGGAGGGAAUUGAAGAGGACGCUGAACAACAACUCAGGGAAGAGCCCCUUGCUCCUAACGGUCAUGCAACGAGCAAAGAUCAGGGGGGCCCUCUUCCAAGGAAGACCUAUAAUUAUGACUACCUAAACAACAAGAAGGAUUUUUACGCAGAGGAAAAAGAUAAAAAUAUAUAUGUCCUUAUAAAUUGCGGAUGGGAUGAUCAGUUCUGCACGGAAGACGUGAAGAAUGUGUUGCGGGUGUGCGAAUAUGUGGACGUCCUGCUACUCACGAACCACAGCCUCAGCUACGUGGGGUGCGCACCGCUGGUUUUCCAGGAACUACAAAAGAGGAAGAGGAAAAUCCCAAUCAUAUGCCACGAGUAUGUCAAGGCGUACAGUAAAUAUGUCCUCCUCAGUUACUUCAAAUGUACGAAUAGUUGCAAAUUUUUUAAAUCUUUUAAAGAUGAUGAAUAUUUCAAAAUCGUGAACGAGCUCUUCUACAAUGUGACUUCGUUGGAGUUUAAAGAACAUUACACCUUUAAGAAAAUCAUAUGCCAAAAAAAAAAAACAGUAUGUAUGCUUCCCAUAUAUUUUAUAAAUAAUGGAGACAACAUAGGAUCGUCUGCAGUGAUUAUAAAAAUUUUCAAUUCAAAAAUAUUGUAUUCCGUGAAUUCACACAUGUCUGAUUAUUCCUUCAUAGAAAAAUCAGACGUGUUACAACAGACCAAUGUGUUCACUUACAUUGGCAACUUUCGUUACACAAAUAAGAAUCAUGCAAAAAUGGUAGACAUGAAAAUAAUUCUGGGCAUCAUCAACAAAACUAUGAAUAACCUCGGAUGUGUACUCCUCCCCGUGGAUAUCGACAGCGUUUUCCUGGAUCUUCUCUUCCACAUAAACGCUCUCCUGGAGGUGAGCAUGCAGAGAUACGUCCUCCUGUUCCUAUGCCCCUAUUCAGAAAACUUCACAAGGCUGCUGUUCGCUUCGCUGACCUACCUAAACAGCCACAUAAAAAGCAAUUUCCACAAAAACAGAGUAAAUAUUUUCAAAAUGAAAAAUCUAGUAUGUAUAAACAGCUACAGCGAUUUUAAAAAGUACGAAAAUGGGUAUUACAUUUUGUUUUCCUUCCCGGCGUCUCUGAACAACGACACGGUGAAGAAGAUUCUGUCGACGUUUCUCACGAGGAAGAAAAACGCAUUAAUAUUUACGAAGAAAUAUUAUGCUCCCAGUUUUUCGCAAAAAGUGUGUAGUCAUUAUUUCACGCAUAGAGAUAAAAUGACCAAACCAGAGCUAUCCUUCUGCUUCAGCCAACAUGUAAAACUCGAUGACGAAAAAUUAUAUGAAAUUUAUUUAAAGGAAAAAAAUAACAUCGAGAAAGAAGUCGUGCUGAGCAAAUCAAUUGGUAAAACAGUUAAGAAGAAGAAGGACAAGAUGAGAAAAAAAAAAAAAAAAUCAAAAUUCGUUUUCGAGUCUCAAGAAGAAAUGCUGUACAUAAAAAGGGAGGGUAACCUAAUCGGAAAGGCAGACAGAGGUGGAAUGGACAAGGUGAAGAGGGAGGGCACUGCUGGUGAACAACUUAUAAAAGAGGAGAAAUACAAAGGGGAGAGAAACGUUGGUGAUGAAACGGAGGACUAUGAUGACGAUGACGAUGGUGAAGAUUCCGACGAAGAAGAAGAGGAAGACGAAGAGGAUGACGAUGAUUAUGACGAGGAAACUGACGAAGAGGAGGAGGAAGAAGAAGUUGACGAUGAUGACGACGGAUCACACGAUCCGCAGAAGUACAACACGUACUACCAUUCAGACGAACAGGAAGAACAAGGAGUGGGCAAGGAUCCCAAAAUUCCGGGCCACCUGUAUAAACAUAGUGACAGCAAUGCCAGUGACAGUGACACCGAGAAGCACACAAGUGCCAAGCCAAGCGCUAACCACCAGAGGGAUAAACAUGAAGUUCAUUACCGUAGCGAUCUCGAUGAAGAAUAUUCACAAGAUGGAAUGGAACCUUCUAGAGGAAAAACACGAAAAGGAAGAAUCACCAUAAAAGAGGAAAAAAUAAACGACAAUGAAUAUACUAAAUUUUACAACCACCUUCUGAAGAAUGAACAUUCGGAUGAUCCAGACAACACGUACUAUCCGCAUAUGCACAAAAUUGGGAAUGUUAAAAAGGACCCCCACCAAAAAAAAGUAAGAAUAAAAGAAGAACCUGAAUCCAGUGAUGAUGAAACAUAUGAAGAUGAAAGUUAUGCCAUCAGGCAUCCACUUUCGAAACACAGAGACCACACAAAUAUGACGACCUCAUUUGUAAAAAAUGAGCAAAUAUUUACAAAUGAUCAGGAUAAUGAUUUAGACGAGAAUAACGAAGAAAAUAGUUCCACAAACGAUGAUGGAAAGGGAGCUUACGAAACGGUACACAUAUCAGAUUAUUACCAAGUAAACAGAAAAAAAAUGCGUGGAGAAAAAAGGAUUAGAAAAGGGAGCAACCUGUUAGAUAAUACUUACGAAGAAAAUAGCCAUUCCUCGGAAAUGCCAAAAAUGACAUGGAAAAAAAAACUAAUAAAAUAUUUAAAAACCAUUCCUACCACAGUUCAGGAAGAGAAAGUGUCCAUUCAGGUAGAUUGCUCUGUAAGAACAUUUAACAUGGAAAAUUUUAUUAACCAAAAUGCCCUUAACAGUAUAAUACAUCUGAUGAAGCCCCAGAAUUUUGUCCUCCUUCCAAGUUGCAAUAGUUUUUUUUCUUUUCAUUUGGAAAUGUUACUGCACGCAUCAAUACACUCCAUGGAUGAAAUAAAGUUCCACAGUUUUUACAUCCCCAAUUUUUCCAGCAGUGAAAACAAGAGAAGCAUUUAUUUGAGUCGAUACUUUUGUUCCAGUGGAAAAACUCUGGACUCGGUUAGCAUUCCUCUAAGUGUUCGUUACGAGAAUGUGUGCAUAAAAAAUAUCUACACGAUGAUCAACACGACCAAGGUUGCCGAUAACCAGUUGAACGUUUUUAAAAUUAAGGCCACCCUGAGUUCCACAAAGGGAGAACCGAAUUCGCAGAUAUGCGCCAGGAGGCGAAAACGGUUCAUCAACGAGCACAGCACCUUCUGGAGCGAAUUCAGUGAAGCGAAUUACUCCCUUGCGAUAGACAACCAGAAUGAAGGGACACAGGAAGGGGAAAAACAUACAAAGGAAGAAAAGGAAAGUCAAAAUCAAGGAGAACAAAAUGCCCCCAAUGAAACAAGCCAAAGUGCAGGUAAGGAAAAGCCGAAUGAGAAGAAACCCUUUUUGGAUUACUACAUGGAUGAUGAGGUAGCCAGCAGAGGAGAAACACAGGAGGAUGAAGAUCAACCUCAUGCAGGCGAAUCAUCAGACGACUCUGACGCUUCAUCCGGAAUACGGGACAUCCUCUCGAAUGAAGACAACACGAAUGAAGAACACAUCCCCAGUGGUAGUAUCUACAUCGGUGAAGUAAGCAUGAAAAAUUUAUCCCAUACAGUAAGUACCACAUUUAAAAGAUGCUUAAACUUUACACAAGAAAAUCAAAUCAUAAUUGACGGGAAGACAUUCGUUAAGAAGGAGGAAAGGGACAUAGCAACACGAGGACCGAUGGAUGAAAAAAAAGUUGAGAGAACAAAAAGAAACAUCGUUUGGAAAGUUCACAGCUCCCUAGACCCGUCAUUCUACUUUCUGCGGAACGUUUUGAAGGAUAUGUACAACCAUGUUUCUAUAUGA